Psilocybe cubensis is the source of this 1320-nucleotide messenger RNA. RefSeq lists its product as uncharacterized. The record is from RefSeq and is a predicted model, not a curated record. Gene Ontology annotation, molecular function: glucan endo-1,6-beta-glucosidase activity. The transcript has 5 exons. NCBI's taxonomy places the organism in Eukaryota, Fungi, Basidiomycota, Agaricomycetes, Agaricales, Agrocybaceae. Gene Ontology annotation, biological process: glucan catabolic process. Gene Ontology annotation, cellular component: extracellular region; cell surface. The coding region runs from base 1 to 1320 and encodes 439 amino acids.
AUGCACAAGCUCUUAUCGAAACUCGAUUCCAUCAAAGGUCGAGGUCCACAUGCAGGAGAUUCCGUGACGUCCAAUAGCACCACAGAUGAGACAUUACCAAUUAACCAAGCGGAUGUAUACAAGUACAGACGACACAGAGGUGUCAAUCUCGGAUCGUGGUUCGUGCUAGAACGCUGGAUCACCGAGAGCCCUUUUAAAUACGCAGCAUCUCCUGCCCAAAGCGAUCUUGACAUCGCCCGCGGGUCAGACGCUAAACAGGUGUUAGAAGCGCAUUGGGAUACGUGGAUCACAGACGAAGAUUGGACAUGGAUUUCAAAAAUGGGGCUAAAUGCUGUCAGGAUCCCGAUUGGGUAUUACCACUUGUGCGGAGCCGACAGACGGGUAUUGGAUGGUACAGAUUUUGCGAACUAUCACGAGGUAUACGAAGGAGCGUGGUCCAGAAUCAUUGGUGCUUGCACAAAAGCCGAAAGUCUAGGUAUAGGAGUCUUACUAGACCUACAUGCAGCUCCAGGUGGGCAAAACGCAUCGUCACACUCUGGAAUAUCGGACCCACAUCCCAAUUUUUUCGCACACACCCAUAACCAAAGAAACACCAUAUACAUUCUAAAAUCACUGCUUCAGUCUCUUUCAUCCCAUAACCUCUCCAACAUUAUCGGAAUCGAACUUUUAAACGAGCCAGAUCCCCCAUCCGAUACCGCACUAACGAAAUGGUACACCCGCGCCAUAUCCGAACUACAAUCUCUCAACACAGACAUGCCCCUAUACCUAGGCGAGUGCUGGCGAACGGGCGUCUACGCCGAAUACUUGGCCAACCAUCCGCCUCUGGGAAUGGCGGUGCUCGAUCACCACCUCUACCGCUGUUUCACUGCAGAAGAUAUCCGAACCAGCGUCGACGACCAUAUCCGCGCCAUGGACGACCCAAAUGGUAUAUCCCACGUCCUUUCCAGUGCAUCAGAAAAGGUGGGACGGGUUGGUGGGGGCCUUGUCGUGGGUGAAUGGUCAGGUGCACUCAACCCUGGCUCGCUAGCUGGAAUAUCCAAUGAAAACGAAAAGAAGAAAGCAUACGUCGCCGCUCAACUACGAAUGUUCGACAGGUCCUGCGGUGGCUGGUUCUUCUGGACGUACAAAAAAGAGAUGCUGCCCACACACAGUUUUGGGAUCAAUACACAGGAUCUUACGAUCACUCAUUAUUUGGCCGAGGCUUUAUUCUGGGCUGGAACGAUGCCUAUCAUUUUAUAUGCUUCACACCGGCUUCCUCGCAAACGGUCAGCGAAAUCGGUUUCUUUGGCGCCUGGGCAACGAGGCGAGCAAGAGAGUUAA